AUGCAGAGAACGGUAUCGCAAAUAACGAUUCCUUUCAGCAGCCAAUGUCCCUCAACGUUACCUACAGCGGCAACAAUGGAGGCUGAGCUCGUAAUAGCAAAAACGUCAGUGUGGUGGGACUUUGAAAACUGCAUGGUACCUAAAGGUUGUGAUGGCAGUGCCAUUGCUCAUAACAUUAAGUCAGCUUUGUUGGAAAGGAACUACUGUGGUCCGAUCACCAUUUAUGCCUAUGGUGAUACCAAUAAAAUGUCUUCCUCUGUACACAGUCUCUCCGCCACCGCCUUGUCCCUCAUUCACGUUCCUCCGGGGGUUAAAGAUGGGAGCGACAAAAAGAUCCUUGUAGACAUGUUAUUGUGGGCAAUGGAAAACAAAGCUCCUGCUAAUAUAAUGCUCAUAUCUGGUGAUAGAGACUUUGCUUACGCUCUCCACCAGCUAGGGAUGAAAAGAUACAACAUUCUUCUGGCCACGCAACCUGAGAUAGCAUCUCCCUUUCUAAUUGCAGCUGCAAAGAUGGUUUGGUUUUGGAAAAGCAUAGUUGCAACUGGUUCUGUCUCUGCCUCUACGGUUCUUUAA
This is a messenger RNA of Camelina sativa (false flax), 573 nucleotides long. The record is from RefSeq and is a predicted model, not a curated record. NCBI's taxonomy places the organism in Eukaryota, Viridiplantae, Streptophyta, Magnoliopsida, Brassicales, Brassicaceae.